AUGCCCGCCCACAUCAACUGGCAGUCCUUCCAGCAGGCCGUCGAGGCCAUGAUCGCCACUUCGCCCGGCUCCACCACCCUCUCUUCGACGUACACCCACUCCAAGGGGGAAAUCACUUUCUCGGCCACCAACCGCGUCCAGACACAUACCUUCGUGUCGUCCCUGAGUGAUGACCUUCGUCGCUACGAGCGCCUCAAUCUCCAGGUGUCGCUCUUCGCCUGUGGGGUGACCGACUGA
Messenger RNA from Fonticula alba, 237 nucleotides. RefSeq lists its product as hypothetical. Gene Ontology annotation, biological process: SRP-dependent cotranslational protein targeting to membrane. The transcript is spliced from 3 exons. Gene Ontology annotation, molecular function: 7S RNA binding. The record is from RefSeq and is a predicted model, not a curated record. NCBI's taxonomy places the organism in Eukaryota, Rotosphaerida, Fonticulaceae. The coding region runs from base 1 to 237 and encodes 78 amino acids. Gene Ontology annotation, cellular component: signal recognition particle.